This is a messenger RNA of Symbiodinium sp. CCMP2592, 2886 nucleotides long. NCBI's taxonomy places the organism in Eukaryota, Dinophyceae, Suessiales, Symbiodiniaceae. The record is from the annotation of a GenBank genome assembly.
AUGGAGCACACCAUCCUACGAGCAUGUUCGCGAGCACCAAAGUUGGGAUGGUUUCUACAAUGCCAGAAAGGCUUCAAAGCUGGAGAUCCCAAAGCCGAGAUGGCAUUGGCACAGCCAGCACCUGAAGUGAGCUUCGGAAUCUUCUAUCCCUUUCGAUUCGGCUGCCCGCCCCUACGGGUCUUCCAUGCAGGCUUAGUUUGCGAGCAGCUGUUGCUGAACUGCGGGCAGUACUUGGUCGAAGCACUGACAGUGGAAGACCCGCCCAGACGCCGUGUGGUGUUGCCGCCGCUUCUGAAGUACUACGCUGCUGACUUCGGCAGCUCUCCGUCGAACCUCGUCACCUUCGCUCAAUCGACACUGGAGGCCAUGCCUGAAGCGAUCGACCGCCUCUCUACAUAUGGAGCAGUGAGCAGACGUGACGAGAUGCUUGGCUGCUCGGCCCCUGCCUUGGCCGUGCGCCUGGAGCAGUUGCGUGAGAAGGGCAGCUUCGCCUCAUUGGCUUCCUUCUCCGACUUCGACUGGCACCUUGACGUGCCCAAGGAUGUGCAGCUCCGCGACUUCGAAACACGCCCCAACUGGAGGCAGGAGGACGGCGUCUACCGCCGCGGUGGUGACCUCCUCAUCGACUAUGGAUGCCCAGGCGGGGCGGACAACAAGACCAUUGUCUACCACAACCCGUUCAACAAUGGGAAUCCUUCCCAACGGUCUGCUGAAGUCGAGGGUUUCCUCGUCAAGUCCGGGAUUCGGCGGGUCUUCAGUGGGCACCAGCCGCAUGGAGAGAGCCCCACAGUGGUGAGGCAUGUUCGCUCCGGACUACUCGUUGUCACCGCAGAUACAUCGUACUCCAACAUGAGUGCCUUGAAGCUCUUCAACCAGGCGAACAAUCGCGGAGAAGUGGUCACCACGGUGCGUUUGGCCGGAGAGGAGGUUCAUUUGGAGGGUGUUCUUCGUGACGGGACGAAGCACAAGUGCACUCUGCACUGCGACCCGAUGAAGGAUGAAAUGCCGGAUGCUUUGGUUGGCUGCCAGCUGAAUGAUGGAUCUUGGGUGAAGACGGUGUUGGAGGAUGGGCGUGUGCUUGCUGCGCUGGGGAAGCGAUUUCAGGUCAGCGUCCAGGCCAUGCAUCCGGGCAAGGCAUGCUUGAUGCUCAAAAGUGUCUACUCCGAAGAGCGGCUUUCGGUCAGUCUGAAGAAUCUUUCGGCAGACUGGCUUCUGGAAUCGGAGCUUGAGGUGCAGCUUUGUCCCGGGCCCGAGCCGAGCGGAUCGGAGGGGAUCGAGAACUCGUACAAUGCGACACAGUUCAAACGGGAGGAGUUCGACAGUGCCGAGACCUACAUUUUUGAUGGUCACGGCACCCUCUGGGGCGUGCGAGGCCAGUCGCAAUCCAUGUCCAAUAUGGAUUUGGAGAGGCAGGUCGUGGACAAUGUGAACCAGCUCAUCCUUGCUGGCAAGAGAGUCAUUUUCGCCACCAAUGAUUCCAACUACUCCCGGCGGAUGUACAUCGACAGGCUUUUGAACCACGGAAUCCAGUUGUGUGAUAACGACGAGCACUCCCGAAAGCUCGCGCGACAGAAGGUGAUUACAGCAUCGUUUACCUGCGCAUGGUUCCUGAAGAAGGCUCUAAUCCGAAAGCCCUUCGUGAUUUGCUCUCACCUGGGCCUUCUGGAGGAGUUGAAGGAGGCUGGUAUCACCGAGUAUGUCGCCACCAUCGACGAGGACGGCCACCCAAAGCCGGAGUACUCCAAGCCUGUGACGAAGGACAAUGUGACCGAGCUUGUUCAUCGUUCCAAAGAUGUCGAUGCGAUCGUUGUAGGGUGGGACCAGCAGCUCACUGCUCUCAAAGUGGCCGUCGCUGCAGCCUUCCUGAAGUUCAGCCGCGAAUGUGCAGAAGAGGGGCAGAACGUGAUGCAGAUCGUGCAGUGCUCAUCUGAUCAUGCGGGGGUCCUCGGUGUUACUGCGGAGGAUUUUCUGCCUGGACGCAACUGGUGCAACCGGAGCAUCCCGGCCGUCGGAAACGGAACCAUGUGCCAAAUGAUUUGCAACUCGGUGGGCGCGGACAUCCAGGCCAUUGACGUGGGAAAGCCAUCGGAAGUGCUGAUUGAGGCUUUGCGCCGGCCCGUAGAAGAGGAGGGCUAUGGUGUUGAGCUUGACAAGGCGGUGAUUGUUGGUGACACGCUGAACACCGACAUUGAACUGGCGGUCAGGAGCGGCAUGCGGUCGCUGCUUGUCCUGAGUGGUGUCACGAACCGCUCGCACCUGGACAACCUGAGAGAUACGACUUUCCGCCUGGGUGAGAUUGAGCAUCUCCCCGUAGGUGAUGCGGUCGUAGACUGCCUGAUCUCCAACUGUGUCAUCAACUUGUCUCCCGACAAGCCGCAGGUCUACCGGGAGAUGAAUCGGGCCGGUCAUGAGCGUCCCGAUGUGUAUCUACAGAGCCGAAUUUCCACGUUGCAAGCUCGCUCGCAGCAGCUGGUCAACGCCGACGAGACGACACGCAAAGGUUCUGGCAAGAAACUGGAACACGGCAGCAUCGGCGAUCAAGAGUUGGCAGCAACCACCGAGAUUUGGCAGAUGCCGUACAUGCGGCCGCUCAUUGUCUGCAUGAUGACUGUUGCGGGGGCGUCUGCUGAAGAUGAGAUGCGCAACAUGCUGAUCGAUGCAGGGUUUACUGACAUCAACAUUGCCAUCAAAGAGAAUGCUGCGGACAUUAUCAAAGACUGGAUCCCAGGCAGUGGAGCCGAGAAGUAUGUUACCAGCGCCUAUGUCACCGCGACAAAGAAGGCCAAAAAUCCCAUGCGAGACAAUGUCCGGGCUGUGGCAGGAUGCUGCGACCCCAAGGCUGGCAAUUACGUACAGUCGGCGCUUCUCGAGGAGAGAGGGGUUUAG